Molecule: messenger RNA, 3049 nt
Organism: Phasianus colchicus (ring-necked pheasant)
Lineage: Eukaryota; Metazoa; Chordata; Aves; Galliformes; Phasianidae
Gene: CALB2
Product: calbindin 2
Biological process (GO): regulation of presynaptic cytosolic calcium ion concentration; regulation of long-term synaptic potentiation
Cellular component (GO): synapse; cytosol; terminal bouton
Molecular function (GO): calcium ion binding
Source: RefSeq, a predicted model, not a curated record
UCCCUGACCUUGGCUGUCUGCAGGGAUGGGGCAGCACCAGCUCUCUGAGCAGCCAACUUUCCCCUCUCCCUUCUCAGAGCCAUCUCAAUCUGUGCUUGUUUUGUUACAGGGGCAGAGGGAGGUUGGCUAAUAUCCCCCUGCCUGGAAAAUGGUGCUUCAUGUUCAUCUAAUUAAUACUUGGUAAAUACAAAGCCUCUUGAGUACACGCAGAAGGCAGCUGUGCGGUUGGCCGUAGCUAAGGCUGGGAUUUCAGGUGGCCUCAUUAAUUAAGCAGCAUCAGGCUGGGCUGCAGUGUGCAGGGAGGCCUCCCAACAGCCUGUCUUGGGGAGAUGGGGGCCUGGGCUCCUCCAGUACCAUUGGCCCUCCCUGAGGGGCAGGUGGUGGGAUCCAGGGGUGGCUGUAGGGUGAGACUUCAUGUAAGGCAGCUUUUAGGGUGAAGCUUUGUGUGUAUGGGGUCCUGACAUCUAACAAAUGACUAAUUCUACCUUUGCCAAAUUGUUCUAUAGAAAUACUUCCUAGUCCAGCCGUAGGUAGAUUAGGUUGGAAGGGACCUUAAAGAUCAUCUAGUUCCAAUCUCUGCCAUCACCCCAUGCUUUGACCACUCUAGACCACAUCCCUCAGUGCCAACAUCCCUGGGGCUCUUGGGCAUCCCUAGGGAUGGUGACUCCCCCAGCUCCUUAUGUGCCAGUGCCUCACUGCACUGUCCAAGAAGAAAUUUUUCCCAAUAUUGAACCUGAAAUGAGGAGGGGGAGAGCCCUGGGAGUCACGCUGCAGGGAGGGGGGGGGAUUUACCAUGGAUGAGAGGAUCCAUCUGGUUUUGGGGUGCUUUCAGCCCAACCGCCUUUAUUGCUGAUGAGUUUCCAAAGGCACAAUGGCGCCAGGGGGGAAAUAAAGCUUGCUACGAUCCUGGAAAUGGGGUUGUUGUGUUUGCUGUUCUGGUGCUGGGGGUUAGCAAGGAACCCAGCAGGACUUGAAUGGGGUCUGUUUCAGGAUGGGCAGGUGCCAAAAAAACCUGUGCUUUGCCCUCAAGUUACGUGAACUCCAUCAGACAUUUCUCUUUACCAAAAAUCUGCCUUUGAACGAAGGGCUUUCUGGUUUUUCCUAUGGUCUUCGCUGCAAGGAUGUGUUGCUCUUGGCCACAUCAUAUUGCAUCUGUCGGGAGUGAAGCUUUAAAGGGAGAAGAAAGGAAAAGCAAUGGGGCCAGACCAAACCCCCAAACUCACUCCCCAGAGCUUCAGCUCCUCACACUCCAUUGCAUCCUAUGGACACCAGGGUUGCAUCCCUGCCCUGUGCUGAGCGUCCCUGCAUUCUUCCCAUCAUUAAUUAAUCACAUCCAUCAGCUGAGAGCUCUGGAUGUGAAUUAUCUUUUUCCACCCCUGUAGCCAUGGCAACGCAUCCCGCUGGACAGCGGUGCCAAAAGCCCCGGGAUGCUGUGUGCUGGGCCAUGGGAAUUGACCCUGCACAGUCUGGGGGGUGUAAAGAGGGGGGAGGGGGCAGAAAUUCUCCUCCUGGGGGGAGGGGGGAGAGGGCAGAUGGCCCAGGAUCAGGGCAGGUGACAUGGGCAGGGGGUGACGAUGCCUGGAGGGAUGCAGUGACAGAAGGGAGGGACAGAGUGAUGGGAGGACAGGGGUAUAUGGCAGGGGUCAGGGUAGUGGGAAGAGAUGGGUGGCAGAGGGCAGGGGUAAGUGAGGUGGGGUGGGACAGAGCACACUGAAUAGGAGCAUGUGACAUGGGACGGGGGUAGGGGACACAGGACAGGGGUGGGAGACAGAGGACAAAAGUAGACAUCAAAACAAGGAGAGAUGACACAGGCAGUCACUGAGAAGGGAGAGGUGUCGCGGGGCAGGGGAAGGUGAUGGGGUAGGGAUGGGUAUCAGGACGGGGGUAGGCGGCAUUAAGCAGGUGACAUAGGGCAAGGGAAAGCGACUUGGGCAGGUGGCACUGGGUAAGGGUAAUUAACACAGGGCAGGGGGCACACGGGGCAGGGCUGGGUGACACUGGGCAGGGGCAGGUGGCACAGGAGCCGGGCAAUGACGCGGCGCAUCCCUCCCCGCCCGGUGCGCUGCGGUGCGCUGCGGUGCCGCGCUCCCCCUGGCGGCCGCGGGUCGGCCGGGUAUAAAAGCGGGGGGCGGCGGCGGGCGGCGGGCAGCGGCGGGGAGAUGGCGGGGCAGCGAGCCCCGCACCUGCACCUGGCGGAGCUCAGCGCCUCGCAGUUCCUCGACGUGUGGCGGCACUUCGACGCCGACGGGAAUGGCUACAUUGAAGGCAAAGAGCUGGAAAACUUCUUCCAAGAGCUGGAAAGUGCCAGGAAGGGCACUGGGGUGGACUCCAAGAGGGACAGCCUGGGCGACAAGAUGAAGGAGUUCAUGCACAAAUAUGACAAAAAUGCAGACGGCAAAAUCGAGAUGGCAGAGCUGGCCCAGAUCCUGCCCACGGAGGAGAACUUCCUGCUGUGUUUCCGCCAGCAUGUGGGCUCCAGCUCAGAGUUCAUGGAGGCAUGGAGGAGGUAUGACACGGAUCGCAGUGGCUACAUCGAAGCCAACGAGCUGAAGGGCUUCUUGUCGGACCUGCUGAAGAAGGCGAACCGGCCAUACGAUGAGGCCAAGCUGCAGGAGUACACGCAGACCAUCCUGCGGAUGUUUGAUAUGAACGGGGACGGGAAACUGGGCCUCUCCGAGAUGUCCCGACUGCUGCCUGUGCAAGAAAAUUUCCUUCUUAAGUUUCAGGGGAUGAAGCUGUCCUCGGAGGAGUUCAACGCGAUUUUUGCUUUUUAUGAUAAGGACGGCAGCGGCUUCAUCGACGAGCACGAGCUGGAUGCCUUGCUGAAAGACCUCUACGAGAAGAACAAGAAAGAGAUGAGCAUCCAGCAGCUCACCAACUACCGCCGGAGCAUCAUGAACCUGUCGGACGGCGGCAAGCUGUACCGCAAGGAGCUGGAGGUGGUGCUGUGCAGCGAACCCCCCCUGUAGGCUUCCCCCAUCCCCGGCCCCAUGGCGCGGUUUUCCCAUUAAAAUCCCCGCUUUGGGUGUGAUUUUUUUUUUUUUUUUUU